GAUUUGGUCCUAGAGGAAUGCAUGGUCCAGGAUUUACUGGCCCCCGAGGACUGUUAGGACCACCUCCCAUUGGACUUGGGUCAGUUUUAGGUGGUCGACCCCCACUUAUGGGUGAAAUAGGAGGAAGACCAAAUGGACCUGGAGGCCCAGGGAUGCCUGGACAACGUCCAAGUAUUUGGAUGGAUGGACCAGGUCCUAGGUUUCAAGGACAUGACCCUCAUGGAGGGCCUCAAGCCCUUAGAGAUGGCAUUCCAGAUAGACCCCCUUGGGAAACUGAUCGAUCCCGUGAUGACAGACCAGGUGAAAUGGAUCGAUUCCGAGACGAUCGUGCAAGAAGUGAUGACAGAACACGUGAUGUUGACAGGGAGCGCUCUCGAGAUGACCAUUUCAGAGAUGACAUUUCCAGAGAGGAUCGUCCAAGAGAUGACCGCUCUAGGGAUGACCGCUCAAGAGAAGAACGAUCAAGGGAUGAUAGAUCUAGAGAUGAGCGUGACAGGUCAAGGGAUGAUCGCUCUCGAGAUGGACGUUCAAGAGAUGAUCGCUCGAGGGAUGAACGCUUCAGAGAUGAACGUUCCAGAGAUGAUCGCUCAAGGGAUGACCGUUAUCGGGAGGAUCGGUACAGAGAUGAUCGAUCAAGAGAUGACCGAUCUAGAAGUGAUCGCUUUAGAGAUGACAGAUCUAGGGAUAGCCGUCCCAGAGAUGACAGAUAUCGGGAUGAUAGACCUCGAGAUAUGGAUAGACCUUGGGAUAAUAAUAGGUAUCGUGAUGAAAGACCCAGAGAGUUUGAGCGUAGAGAUGAAAAGAGAUCUUGGGAAACGAGGUGGGGUCCACAGAGGGAAGAGGAAAGUAAUGUGGCAGCUGCUGAAGAAGCUGAACCUGAUAGCUGGGAUAUUUGGGCAAAGAUGGCUUCUGGCAAUCAGAGUGAGAAUGCAGCCAAUAGUUUUGAUGAAACAAAUAAACCAGGUGAUGAUUCAAAACUGAAUGCAGAUGCUGAAGGGAAGAAGGAUAUAGAUGCUGCAGAUAAGGAGAAAGGAGAAGCCAAGGAAGAAACAGGACAACCAAUGGAAAUACAAGAAAUAAAAGAGGAUAAAGGAGAAUCCAUGGAAACCAAAGAAUUGACGAGUAAAAAUGAUGGAGAACCAGAAGAAAAAGACGCUCCAAAAUGUGUUGAAAACAGUUCUCAAGGAACUGAGGAACCACAUUCAAAAUCUGAGGUGAAAGAUGAGAGCUGGGAUGCCAAAACAAAGGAAGAAAUUGCAGAGACCGAAAUGAAGGAGGGUGUUUUGAUUAAGACGACUGAAAAUCUGGAUGAUCAGCUCUCCAAGAAAUGUUCAGAAACUAGUACAACAAUGGUAACUGAGCAGCUACAAAAGCCAGAAGUAGCUGUUGCUGAUAUUGAACAUCCUGUUGUGGAUCAUCCAAUUCUUGAUAAGUCUCCUGUAUCAUCAGAUACCAAAUGGGAUCAAGGAGAGCAAUAUGCUGAAAAGAAAGUUGUUCCAGAUAUUGUAAAUAAGGAGGAUUCAGCUGCAGAGGUUAGAUUGGAAACAAACACAGCGGGCAAAGAGGAUAGUUCUCCUCCAGCACCAAAAGAUGAACAAGAAGAAAGUAGUGCAGCUAAGGUACAGCCUAAUGCCACAAAAGAAAUAGAUAUGUUUGAAGAUCAUAGUAGUAUGCCACAAGAAACGUCAGCGGAUUCAUCAUCUCAAGAAGCACGUAAAUUUGGUGCAGAAUUCAUGCCACCUCCUGCUGUUCCUCAAAACACAUCAUUUUCAUCUGAGCAGGACUCUCGCAUGGAAUUUGAGGAAUCAGAAGAUCAUCAAGAAGUUUUGUCACCAAGUGUUGAUGAAAUAAGUCUAGAGGCAAGUAUGAAUAUAACUAAUAUAACAAAUCAAGAUGAAAAUUUAAACACAGAACAAGUUGAUAGGGAUGGAGAUGGUCAAGCCAACGAAGGCUUCGAUGAUAGUAUGGACCAACCCAGUGAGACUAGGGAUGGCCGGGAUGGUCAAGAAGAAGAAGGUGAUGGUCAAAUCAAUGAGGAUUAAAAUUAUUGCUAAGGAAACUUUAAUUUAUAUAAAUUUACUGUGCCUAAGCAAAAGAUAGUGUAUAUGAUAAAUUGUGUAAGUGAAGCUCAGUAGACUUCAUGCAUUACAUAUUAACUUUGAAAAUGGUUUAAGGAACAUGGACUAAUGUAUCGGAUGCAAGUGGUUAAAGGAACAUGGACUUAUGUAUCGGAGGCACUGGACAACUAGUGACUCCUAACAAAUUCAGAUGUUCAACAAUUAACAAAGUUUGUCUCAUUGUCUGCUCAAAAUUGGAAGAGAAGUGGUAGUGUUUCUUGUUAGACAUGCACGAAGAGACAGUAAUACGUGACUGAGGCGUACCUGAAUUUUACACGGAUUUGAUGCCGUAAGUGACGAGCCUACCUGUGAUAAAGGAAGUUUUGAUUAUUUAUGUUCCUCAGGCAAGUGACUCUGUACCUUUUGGCUGUGAUGUAGAAUGUAGGAGACUCCUAAGUUGUAAAGGUUUUAGCUUUUUGACUGUUAUUUUUAAAAAUUUUAUCCAAUAAAUUUUAGACUAUUUUGCUUAGAUGGCCUAUUUCAUUUGUCCAAAGGUAAGGAUUACACAAGAAUAACACUUGUACAUAUUAAAUGGAUAAAGGAUGUGUAUCAGAUGUGCCAUUUGAUGGACUGUAUUAAGUAGAGACAUUUCUUGAAAAUUCAUAUAAAAAUACCAAUCAUGGUAUAACUAGCAUUAUGCCUAGUAAGGUACAUGUCCAUUAGGUACAUGAGUCACGCUGGAUGAUGUACGACUCAGGUAGGUCAGUAACUUCGGCAUCAACAACUACAACAAUCUCCAGUCAGCGCAGCGAUGGACCCCGCAUGAUCACUCUAAUGUAGUGGUUCAUGCAAGGUAUAGUACCAAGCGAUGAUCAACAAGUGUACAGAUGAAACAAGUGUACAGUGCACAUCUACAAUCAAGUGAAAACUGCCCAAGUGAACCUGAUAACUUAAAGUGGGGCACAUUUGCCCAUUUUCAUCAAGCAAUGUAACCUACUGCAAGAAGUGAAUGAGAAGUGGUAUUUAAAAAAGGAUCAACAAUUUUGUGCUGCCAAAAGUUUUUCCCUUCCAUUGUGUGCUGCUGAUUAGUUUAACAUUUUAAAAUUUUAUGUCAUAUUUUUAUUCAGUACACCUAUCAAUUAUCAUUGAAUUUGAGGCCUUGAUUAAUGUUAUUCAAAAUUGAUAUUUUGUAUAUACGAAAGGGGCCUGUUUGGUGUGCUCUCUCACACUUGUUUAAUCUGUUUUGUGGUGGUUUGGGCGAGAGCUGGGCCCCACUCACCUUAAACCCAAUCCAUCACAGUAUUGCGUAGUUUGUUUUGACUUCAGUCACAAGCCUUGACACCUCUCUUAGCUGUUCCACCAUUGUAACUGCCCCUGCCCACUACAGAAGUAGGGCUUUUUAACAAUAUCCCCUCUGGCAAAUUACUGCAAUGCAGUAAUCACCAGACCUGAGCCUUUGAAGCCCGAUAACUUGUAUAGUUUUUGCAACCUGUCAUUAUGGUAUCUAUAUAAAGAGUAGUUGUGGAUUUUUCAAAGUAAAUGUCAGUGUUGUUUUUCAAUUUACCUUAGCUACUGUAUUAAUUUAUUGAAAUGGUUUGAUGGAAAAAAAGCAAGAGUGAUAGGUGUUGGCUUGAAGACUGAUAUUGUUUAUCUACAAAACUAUGAAAAUAGUAAGCCUUAAAUGUGAUAAUUAACUGAAGGUUCUUUGGUUUUAUGGAAUUUAUUUGGCUGCUGAUGAUGCAUGGACACCAUUGAUAUAUAUACUGUAUAUCUGUUGCAUUUAUAUGUGUUUAUAUGUGUAAUGAAUAUGUAUACACAUAUAAAAGCUUUUCAACAUACAGCAUAUAUAUGUAUGUAUAUCCACCUUCUUGAUUGCAAUAUGAGCUUGUAUCACAUUUAAGUGUGAUUUGAGACAUACGUUGGUGAUUGAUGGUGUAAUUUUAGUAUUAAGCUUAUAUCAUUAGUGUAGAAGUGAGUGUAGGCAUCUGUACCACAGACAGUGGUAUCUGGUGAGCCCCUUAUAAAGCGAUCAUUUUCGCACUCCCAUAACAGCUACACCACCACCUCAGAAUUUAUGAUAGCUCGUUUUGGGGCUUCAUUGUAUGCUGUGCUUACUUAAUGUAGUAAUAAAGUGUUUGUACUC
This is a messenger RNA of Macrobrachium nipponense, 4200 nucleotides long. Its product is annotated as SR-related and CTD-associated factor 4-like. Lineage: Eukaryota; Metazoa; Arthropoda; Malacostraca; Decapoda; Palaemonidae. Gene Ontology annotation, cellular component: nucleus. The record is from RefSeq and is a predicted model, not a curated record. Gene Ontology annotation, molecular function: RNA binding.